AUGCUGAACCAAGCAACACAGAAGCUCUCCAAGAUGCAUAUUCGACGGAACCCCAAUCUGUCUAUUCAGUCCACAGCGGCGUAUAGCCAGCUUACGCCCCCAGUGCUGUCCGCUACUUCCGGCGCUUUCUUGAGCCCGAAUCUGGACCGCAGGGGCCUGCUCUCACGCUCACCACCUGCUUCGCCCAGCCUUCCGUCUUUGAUUCCCCGCCAUGGGAAGAAGCAGCCACAACCUUCCCACACGCGCUUGAUCAAACGUAUUCUGAUCGGAGGUCUGGCAGUCAUCCUCCUGCUCUGGCUGAUAGUCCGCCAACUGCAUGCAUCCGCUCAGUCUUCCGCGAGCUACGAUGGAGACGGCGAGGAGUGGGAAAUGGCUGGAGGAACCCAGCUACCCCAGGAGCCGUCCGUCGUCGCCACGGCUGAUAACACAGGAAAUAUGAGGUGGACCGUGUCUAUUCCGUCGACCUUUGACUUCCCGCUGCGGCCGGCUCAGUACCGCGACAUUUGCCACCAAGCCAUGGAGGUGUCCAGGGAUAUGCUUCAGGAGUCGCGGACGUCUUCCGGUUUUGCGAAACGCAUGCUGGACUACUACCAGAAGGAUCAGUUCUACAUCGAUGUUCAGGAGGCGGAGGAGCAGUCGCUAUUGCCCCCGUCCAAGGCGAGCGGGAGGCCUAAGGGGUUUGUAGAGGAUGAUUCAAUUGCGGAUGGGUUCUCGACUGCUGGCCUCAAAGUCUGUGAUAGGAGUUUGACGUAUGUCUUGGAGACGGACGAUGCGGGUUUUGGGAACUCGCUGAUGCGGUUGUGGAUGGCGUACGGUUUGGCGAAAGCUGAGGACCGUACAUUCUUCAUCGAUGACAGCAGGUGGCCGUAUGGCAAGUACCUGUCGUACUUUGUCAACCCUCCUACAGCGGGAUGUCUUCCGCCGCCGAAGCCGCAUAUGGUUCCUUGCCCACACAACGCCCGUCAUAUCGUCGUCUCCGCAGCCACGGUCCAGUCCACGUUCGGUCAUGCUUUCACGGAAGAAUGGGAGGACCCAACCAAGAUGCGUGUCCAGCGCCAGCACAAGAUCUUCAAAUUGCUGCACACCGGUUACGAAGCGCUCUUCAAGCUGCGCACCGACGACGCAAAGUACGUCUUGAACCGCGCCCUGGAACUUUACGGCGACAUCAAAUCCGAAGGCGGCAUCAGCAUUGGCAUGCACGUCCGCCACGGCGACAAGCACCCGCUGGAAUACCAGUACCAGAAGGACUACAUCCCACUGGCGCGCUACACUGAAGCCGCACGCGAGAUCUACAUUGAGCUGGUCGAGAACGGCGGCGCGGCGUCGAAAAAACGCAGCGCCGACUCCAGCACCGCGCUGCUCGCGCGCCACACGACAUCCAAGAUGGUCCUCGCCUCUGACGACCCGCUCGUCUACGAGUCCGCAGAACUCGGCCCCAACUCAAUCCGCGCCCAGGACCACAUCAUGCUCGCCACAAAGCAGGCGCUCGAAGCCGCUCAGGGCAAGAAGAAUCCCUGGAUCGACGAGAUCACCGGCUGGGAGGGCGGCUUCUACCGCGACGUCUUCUUCAGCCUCGGCCAGCCCGUCGGCAACGCGAAGGAUAUGCAGAAGCUCGAUAGCAAUAACGUGCCUGAGCAAGCCAUGAGGCUCAGGGAGCUGGUUGGGCGAGCGUAUUUGCUCGAUCUGGCGGUGCUGAGUAGGGCCGAUACGAUGGUCUGUACGGUCAGCAGUGCGGCG
This is a messenger RNA of Didymella exigua CBS 183.55, 1737 nucleotides long. RefSeq lists its product as uncharacterized. Gene Ontology annotation, molecular function: alpha-(1->6)-fucosyltransferase activity. The annotation marks the transcript as partial. The record is from RefSeq and is a predicted model, not a curated record. The transcript is spliced from 2 exons. Gene Ontology annotation, biological process: protein N-linked glycosylation. NCBI's taxonomy places the organism in Eukaryota, Fungi, Ascomycota, Dothideomycetes, Pleosporales, Didymellaceae.